Messenger RNA from Guyanagaster necrorhizus, 906 nucleotides. RefSeq lists its product as uncharacterized. The transcript is spliced from 5 exons. NCBI's taxonomy places the organism in Eukaryota, Fungi, Basidiomycota, Agaricomycetes, Agaricales, Physalacriaceae. The record is from RefSeq and is a predicted model, not a curated record. The coding region runs from base 342 to 743 and encodes 133 amino acids.
GGUCUUUUCCCUGCUGUCUCCUGGCCUGGAGGGCCCUAGAGCUGCGCAACCCUCUCCAGUGCCUCAAACGAUAAAAUUUAAGGGUACAAAGAAAUAUUAGCUGGACACUGCGGCCGGCUAGUACAAGGGGACUUUAUCCCGGUCCAAUAAAUAACUGCUGCUCUUUGAAAUUACGCCUACCCUUUGACUUAUUCGUUUGCAUCUACUACUCUGCACCUACGGCACUUCGACUCUAGCUAGUUCAGUACUCAUCACAGUCCUUACCCAUCACCUCGGUUUACUGACACCUUGAUCUAACCGGUCUCAUUCUCUCCUUCCCGUCGUCACCCACCUCAGUAAAGAUGCUCUCCGCCGUUACAUUUAUUGUUGCCUUCUUCGCAUGCCUUCAAUCUCUCGUCCUCUCCGCGCCAAUUCCUUCGAAAGGGGUCCAGAAACGUUCAACGACUGGCGAGGCUACCUACUUCUACCUCGGCGUUGGCAAUUGCGGUUACGACGAUUCUGGCAAAGAUAGCGAAUACAUUAUCGCUUUAGACUCCACUACCUACGGCAGCGGCGAAUACUGCAACACUUAUGUCUCCAUUACAGACACCAGUACCGGAGUAACUGAGAAAGGUCUUGUAAGAGACUCAUGCCCGUCAUGCGGCGUUGGCAGCAUUGACAUGUCAACGGGACUUUUUACAGCCUUGGACGGUAGCACUGAUGCAGGCGUCUUUGCAAUGUCUUGGGAAUUCUCGUCCGACUAGUCAAGCUCUUAAAUGCUUGAUUCUCUUAUGCCUCUUUAUACCCCAAUUUUGUUCGUAGAAACUUUAGUUGCCAUCAGCGGGAAGAAAUAGGGCAAUUGCUUUCUGUAUAUAUUUAAAGCUAUGGACUUCUUUAGGAGUUUCUUAUCAGGUAGUGAUGUUGAAC